UCAGACAUCAUGGUGAAAGAAAACCAUUAGACUUUUAUAUAAUAGUGUAGAGUAGAUGAACGUUGUAGCUGAAUAGCAGAGAAUAGAGUUGGCAGAAAAAUUGCAGGAGGCAGGAGGCGGGAACUUUAAAACUGCUGGUAAAUAAUCAAACCCACGUCAAUCCAUCAAACAUAACCUCAAUCUUCAUUCUUCGAAUGCAAAGGUUAAGUAAGACGAAGACCAAUACAUUUUACUAUUCACUAUUCAGGCCUAGCAGUGAUUUAACUUAGUAUAAACAAUACACCAAAUUGCUAAAUAAUUUAUUGGCUUUUUAAUAGUGAGCUACUAUAAACUAUGUUUUGAGUUUCUGAUUGAGUGAAAACUACAUAAUCGUCAUAGCCUUAUCAAGAGUUUGAUUUAGCCCUAUCUUCAUUCAGCCAGAACACAAGUCAAAAGCAGGAAACUAUGAAUGCAUCAUCGAGAAACAUUGAAAUUAAAGCAAAAGUGAGAAAUGUUGAAGAACUGAUCGCCAAGGCAAAGCAGUUGAGUGCCAGUGAAGGCACUAUCCUUAACCAACAUGACAUCUUCUUCCACACCACAAAUCCUCUUAACCGUCUUAAACUCAGAGAAGAGAACGGAACUGGAACAUUAAUAUCCUAUAGUCGCCCAGACGUGGAAGGGCCAAAGUUAAGCGAGUACGUCAAGUGCAACGUUAGUGAUGUUCCAGGGCUGACUUCAGUGCUGGCAGAUGCUCUUGGGAAAAAAGGAUCAGUAAAAAAACAACGGUUUUUAUACCUUGUUGGUCAAACACGAAUUCACAUAGACAGAGUUGAAGAAUUGGGGGAUUUUAUGGAACUAGAGGUGAUGUUGAAGGAAGGUCAGAGUGCAGAGGAGGGAGAGGCCAUUGCUGCUAAUCUGAUGACACAACUUGGAGUCUCUGAGAGUGACUUGCUGUCUGGAGCUUACAUGGAUGUGUUGCCUAAAUCCUCAUAGCAAAAGAUUUCAUUGUGCGGUACAGGAUUGAAAACUACACAAAAGUCUACUUCUGUUGUGUACAAGAAUAAAUUAGUGAUAAAGACCAACUCAGCAAUAGUUAACAUUCAUCAAGAUAAAGAGUUUCAUGUGCUACAAAAAUGGAGGAAAUGUGUGUAUUGUGAUACUGGUUAUAGACCUAAUUACUUCUCAUAGACAUUUUGCCAUCAUAUUUUCAUGAAUAAACCGAAUAUCGCUGGCCCUUAAAUGCUUCUUGGUAAUCACUCAGAAACAAUAAAUCCCACAUAACAUUAACUUCUUACUAAGUUUAAACAUGUUGCUUUGCAAACGAUAGGUUGAUUGCCAAAUAAAGUUACAUAUUUAAUUUCCAGAAACUUAACCUGCC
Messenger RNA from Macrosteles quadrilineatus (aster leafhopper), 1357 nucleotides. RefSeq lists its product as uncharacterized. The coding region runs from base 445 to 972 and encodes 175 amino acids. The record is from RefSeq and is a predicted model, not a curated record. The transcript has 5 exons. Lineage: Eukaryota; Metazoa; Arthropoda; Insecta; Hemiptera; Cicadellidae.